Molecule: messenger RNA, 2337 nt
Organism: Rangifer tarandus platyrhynchus (Svalbard reindeer)
Lineage: Eukaryota; Metazoa; Chordata; Mammalia; Artiodactyla; Cervidae
Source: the annotation of a GenBank genome assembly
AUGGAGCUGUGUGUGCAGGAGAAAGCUGGGCCUGGGGAGCAGGGCGGUCUGACCGCCUUCCCCCUCUUCCUGUACUGCCCUCCCCAGGCCUCCCCAGUGUUUCAGACACACCUGGAGGAGCAGAAGAAACCCAAGACAGCUGAAAACCAGAAGGCAUCUGAGGAGAAUGAGAUUACUCAGCCGGGUGGAUCCAGCGCCAAGCCGGGCCUUCCCUGCCUGAACUUUGAAGCUGUUUUGUCUCCAGGCUCAGCCCUCAUCCACUCAACACAUUCACUGACAAACUCGCACGCUCAUACCGGGUCAUCUGACUGUGACAUCAGUUGCAAGGGGAUGACCGAGCGCAUUCACAGCAUCAACCUUCACAACUUCAGCAAUUCCGUGCUCGAGACCCUCAACGAGCAGCGCAACCGUGGCCACUUCUGUGACGUGACGGUGCGCAUCCACGGGAGCAUGCUGCGCGCACACCGCUGCGUGCUGGCCGCCGGCAGCCCCUUCUUCCAGGACAAGCUGCUGCUGGGCUACAGCGACAUCGAGAUCCCAUCGGUGGUGUCGGUGCAGUCGGUGCAAAAGCUCAUUGACUUCAUGUACAGCGGCGUGCUGCGCGUCUCGCAGUCGGAAGCCCUGCAGAUCCUCACGGCCGCCAGCAUCCUGCAGAUCAAAACCGUCAUCGAUGAGUGCACGCGCAUCGUGUCGCAGAACGUGGGUGAUGUGUUCCCGGGGAUCCAGGACUCAGGCCAGGACACGCCACGGGGCACUCCCGAGUCGGGCACCUCGGGCCAGAGCAGCGACACCGAGUCAGGCUACCUGCAGAGCCACCCGCAGCACAGCGUGGACAGGAUCUACUCGGCGCUGUACGCCUGCUCCAUGCAGAACGGCAGCGGCGAGCGCUCCUUCUACAGCGGCGCAGUAGUCAGCCACCACGAGACGGCACUUGGCCUGCCCCGCGACCACCACAUAGAAGACCCCAGCUGGAUCACCCGCAUCCACGAGCGCUCGCAGCAGAUGGAGCGCUACCUGUCCACCACUCCCGAGACCACGCACUGCCGCAAGCAGCCCCGGCCCGUGCGCAUCCAGACCCUGGUGGGCAACAUCCAUAUCAAGCAGGAGAUGGAGGACGACUACGACUACUACGGGCAGCAAAGGGUGCAGAUCCUGGAGCGCAAUGAGUCCGAGGAGUGCACGGAAGACACCGACCAGGCCGAGGGCACCGAGAGUGAGCCCAAGGGCGAAAGCUUCGACUCGGGCGUCAGCUCCUCCAUAGGCACCGAGCCCGACUCCGUGGAGCAGCAGUUUGGGCCCGGGGCGGCACGGGACAGCCAGGCCGAACCCGCCCAACCUGAGCAGGCCGCGGAAGCCCCAGCCGAGGGCGCCCCGCAGCCGCACCAGCUAGAAACCGGUGCCUCCUCCCCCGAAAGAAGCAACGAGGUGGAGAUGGACAACACGGUGAUCACUGUCAGCAACAGCUCCGAUAAAAGUGUCCUGCAGCAGCCUUCGGUCAACACGUCCAUCGGGCAGCCAUUGCCAAGUACCCAGCUCUACUUACGCCAGACCGAAACCCUCACCAGCAACUUGAGGAUGCCUCUGACCUUAACCAGCAACACGCAGGUCAUUGGCACAGCCGGUAACACCUACCUGCCGGCCCUCUUCACUACCCAGCCGGCGGGCAGCGGCCCCAAGCCUUUCCUCUUCAGCCUGCCGCAGCCCCUGGCAGGCCAGCAGACCCAGUUUGUGACAGUGUCCCAGCCCGGCUUGUCGACCUUUACUGCACAGCUGCCAGCGCCACAGCCCCUGGCCCCAUCCGCAGGCCACAGCACAGCCAGUGGGCAGGGCGAAAAAAAGCCUUAUGAGUGCACUCUCUGCAACAAGACUUUCACCGCCAAACAGAACUACGUCAAGCACAUGUUCGUACACACAGGUGAGAAGCCCCACCAAUGCAGCAUCUGCUGGCGCUCCUUCUCCUUAAAGGAUUACCUUAUCAAGCACAUGGUGACACACACAGGAGUGAGGGCGUACCAGUGUAGCAUUUGCAACAAGCGCUUCACCCAGAAGAGCUCCCUCAAUGUGCACAUGCGCCUCCAUCGGGGUGAGAAGUCCUAUGAGUGCUACAUCUGCAAAAAGAAGUUCUCCCACAAGACCCUCCUGGAGCGACACGUGGCCCUGCACAGUGCCAGCAAUGGGACCCCUCCUGCGGGCACACCCCCGGGGCCCCGCGCUGGCCCCCCAGGGGUGGUGGCCUGCACGGAGGGGACCACCUAUGUCUGCUCCGUCUGUCCAGCAAAGUUUGACCAAAUCGAGCAAUUCAACGACCACAUGAGGAUGCACGUGUCUGAUGGAUAA